Pygoscelis adeliae (Adelie penguin) is the source of this 1375-nucleotide messenger RNA. RefSeq names its product StAR-related lipid transfer (START) domain containing 3 (gene STARD3). NCBI's taxonomy places the organism in Eukaryota, Metazoa, Chordata, Aves, Sphenisciformes, Spheniscidae. The record is from RefSeq and is a predicted model, not a curated record. The transcript is spliced from 15 exons. Gene Ontology annotation, molecular function: lipid binding. The annotation marks the transcript as partial.
GAGAAGACACAUUAAUAGGAAGUCGGGGGCGCAGGAGGAAAGGAGAAGCAAUGUCACAAGAUGGAAAGGCUUCUUACUGUGAUGCACUGACUUGGCAGAUGUUGCCCCGAUUGACGUAGGACCCAAGUCGCUUGGGCCAAGGAUGAGCAAGCCGACAGACCUGCAGCACGACCUGGAACGAAGCCUCCCAGCCAUAGCGUCCAUCAGCACCUCGUUCUCCCAGAGCCAGGGCUUCUCCCCGUAUUGCUACUUCUCUCCGGAGAAGAGGAAAGCCAUCUCGGACGUGAGGAGGACCUUCUGCCUCUUCGUCACCUUCGACCUGCUCUUCAUCUCUUUGUUGUGGAUAAUCGAAUUGAAUACCAAGGAUGGCAUUCAGAAGAACUUGGAGAAUGAAAUCAUCAAGUACAAUUUUAAGACCUCUUUCUUUGAUAUAUUUGUCUUGGCUUUCUUUCGGUUUUUUGUGUUGCUGCUGGCCUAUGCAAUCGUAAAGCUGCGCCACUGGUGGGUCAUAGCGGUCACUACGUUGGUAUCCAGUGCCUUCCUGAUUGUGAAGGUCAUCCUCUCCGAGCUUCUGACCAAAGGGGCUUUCGGCUAUUUGCUUCCUAUCGUCUCGUUUGUCAUUGCUUGGCUAGAGACUUGGUUCCUGGAUUUUAAAGUCCUAACUCAGGAAGCAGAAGAGGAACGAUGGGACCUGGCAGCCCAGGCUGUAGCCUCUCGCCGCCCCCUGCUCUACNNNNUCAGUGUAGCUGACACCCAGUUCGUGCUCAGCCUUCCGGAGAGCAGAGCAGGGUCGGACAACGAGUCGGACGAGGAAGGCGCAGGGAGGAAUGCGUUGACAGCUCAGGAGAAAGAAUACGUCCGACAAGGCAAAGAAGCAAUGGAGGUUGUGGACCAAAUCCUCGCCCAGGAGGAGAACUGGAAGUUCGAGAAAAACAAUGACUUUGGUGACGUUGUUUACACUUUUGAAAUACCUUUCCAUGGCAAGACCUUUAUUUUAAAGGCUUUCCUGCAGUGCUCUGCUGAAACAGUUUACCAGGAGGUUAUUCUCCAGCCUGAGAAGAUGAUCCUGUGGAACAGAACAGUGGCAGCUUGCCAGGUGAGCGUGCCGGACAAAGACAACACCAUCGUCUCAUACGACGUGGCAGCUGGGGCCGCAGGCGGUGUCAUUUCCCCAAGGGAUUUCGUGAACGUGCGCCGGAUCGAGAGAAGAAGAGACAGGUACAUUUCCUCAGGGAUGUCGACCACGCACAGCCUGAAGCCUCCGCUCUCCAAGUAUGUCAGGGGUGAGAACGGGCCUGGAGGAUUCAUUGUACUGAAAUGUCCCAGCAACCCCAGGGUCUGCACGUUCAUCUGGAUUCUCAACACGGACCUGAAG